UGUGGUCGCGUAGAGAAGUACCGCUCCUCUCUUAGUUAGUUUUAACUUAGUGGCGUAGUUGUAACGUAGCUAAACCCACUACUUUGCAAUUAUGAUCAUGGAUGCCGCCGUCACCGUGGAAAACCCCGUCGGGUCCCCAAGUGAGGUGCCCAACGACCCAGGCAAAAUGUUCAUCGGUGGCCUGAGCUGGCAAACUACAGCAGAGGGCCUGAGGGAGUAUUUUAGCAAGUUUGGAGAUAUUAAUGAAGUUAUGGUGAUGAAGGACCCCACCACACGCCGAUCCAGGGGUUUCGGGUUUGUUACCUUCAGUGACCCGUCGAGCGUGGACAAGGUGUUGGCUCUCGCGGCACACGAACUCGACGGCAAAAAGAUGGUGACACGGACGAAGAAGAUAUUUGUGGGCGGCCUCUCGGCACCCACCACGCUAGAGGACGUCAAGAAUUACUUCGAGCAGUUUGGCAGGGUAAGCGCAGGAGCGACCUCUGGCAGCAACGGCAGACCUGUAAUAGAGGAUGCGAUGCUAAUGUUCGACAAACAGACCAACAGACACAGAGCAAUUUGCGUCGUUUCUCUAUCGUAUCCUCAUUCAUACUCGUAA
Penaeus chinensis is the source of this 598-nucleotide messenger RNA. Its product is annotated as RNA-binding protein Musashi homolog Rbp6-like. Gene Ontology annotation, cellular component: cytoplasm. Gene Ontology annotation, molecular function: RNA binding. The record is from RefSeq and is a predicted model, not a curated record. Lineage: Eukaryota; Metazoa; Arthropoda; Malacostraca; Decapoda; Penaeidae.